GACCAUUGAAUUCCCUUUUAACAAUUUUUUUUGAAAAAACUUACUUUUUUAAAACAUAAAAAUGAGUAUGAAUUCUAAUCAUGAAAAUUGUUAUAAACCAAAAGUCAAAAAGUUAUGGUGUAAAGAAUGUGUUCCUCGUUGCAUAAUUGAAGAGUGGACCAGUGAAAACUCUGACAUUGAUGAAUUUAUCAAGAAUACAAUUUAUAAUGCAAAAUAUUCUGAUGAUGAUGAUGAUGAUUAUGAUGAUGAUUACCCAUUAUUUCUUGAAUGGAUACCAUAUGAUAGAUUUAAUGAUAUAAAAAAGAUUGGUGAAGGAGGGUUUGCCAAAGUUUACUCCGCAACAUGGAUUGAUGGUAAAGCAAUAUAUACUAGAAAUAAUGGGAGUUGGAAAAAAGGAGAAUCUGAACCUAUAAAAGUUGCUUUGAAAAAAUUAAACGGAUCACAAAACAUGUCGGAUGAAUAUUUAAAUGAGCUUAAAACACAUUGGGGUUUGUACAAUUCAAACACCGGUUCUUUAAAUUUUCAUGGAAUAACCAGGGAUCCGAAUACUAUAGAAUUUAUGAUGGUUAUGCAAUAUGCAAGCCAGGGAAACUUAAGAUGCGUUCUUUCAAAUAAUUUCAACAAAAUUUUAUGGGAAGAUAAGCUUUUAAAUUUAAUGAAUUCAGCAUACGACCUUAAAAAUUUACAUGAAUUAGGAUAUAUUCAUAAAGAUUUUCAUAGUGGAAAUAUACUAUUGAAUUAUGAAGAUAACGAAAAUAUUUCUUAUAUUUCAGAUUUUGGACUGUCCGCUGGACCAUCAAAUAAACAAAAAUCAGAUAAUAAAAUAUGUGGUGUACUACCAUAUAUUUCUCCAGAAGUUUUAAAUACUAAAUUAUAUACAUCAUCAUCUGAUAUUUAUAGUUUUGGUGUAAUAAUGACAGAAUUAUCGUCUGGGGUGCCACCUUUUUAUAAAAGAAAACAUGAUAUUAAAUUAGCAUUAGAUAUAUGCAAUGGACUCAGACCAGAAUUUGGAAAAGGAACCCCUGAAGUUUACAAAACAUUGGCUUAUAAAUGUAUGAAUGCCAAUCCUGAUCAAAGACCAACUGCAAGUGAAUUAUAUAACAUACUACAUUUUUGGCAUAAUUCUACGUAUGGAAAUUGUCAAGAUAUAAAGAAAUUUGGUUAUAAGGGAAAAGAAAUUAAAGCUAUUUUUGAAGAAGCUGAUAAAGAAAUACCAAGUAUUUCAACUUCAUUUGAGAAAAAUCCUGGUGCAAUAUACAUUAGUAGGCCAUUCAUAUUUAGUGAUUUACCAAAACCCAUUAAUUCACCUAUCAUUACUUCAUAUCUUCAAGAUUCUCUGCUGGCAGAAAUGGAGAUUCCAAAUUAAAAAAGGUAAUAUAUACGAUGUAUAUAUUUUAUUAGUAAAUAAAUAAUUAUAAUAAUGCCACGGAAAUUAAUUAAUUUUAUUUCAAAAUUUUUUUUUUUGUGAAAGAUUAUUUAUUAGCUUUUGUUUAUUUAUUUAAUUAUUAGCAUACUUUUAUCAUAUUAUCAUUAUUAUUUCAUAAUAUGUAGUUUUAUCAUCAAAAUUCAAGUUAUCAGUUAUUUAUACCUAAAAAGUUUUUUAUAUAUUG
Messenger RNA from Rhizophagus irregularis DAOM 181602=DAOM 197198, 1610 nucleotides. RefSeq lists its product as uncharacterized. Gene Ontology annotation, biological process: signal transduction; protein phosphorylation. Gene Ontology annotation, molecular function: protein kinase activity; ATP binding. Gene Ontology annotation, cellular component: cytoplasm. The record is from RefSeq and is a predicted model, not a curated record. NCBI's taxonomy places the organism in Eukaryota, Fungi, Glomeromycota, Glomeromycetes, Glomerales, Glomeraceae.